This is a messenger RNA of Eriocheir sinensis (Chinese mitten crab), 1957 nucleotides long. Its product is annotated as EGF-like repeat and discoidin I-like domain-containing protein 3. The annotation marks the transcript as partial. NCBI's taxonomy places the organism in Eukaryota, Metazoa, Arthropoda, Malacostraca, Decapoda, Varunidae. The record is from RefSeq and is a predicted model, not a curated record. The transcript has 7 exons.
GUCUGUGUGGCGGUUGUAUCUGUAUUGCAAUGUUCAGGAACACAAAAAUAUGUAAAUAUACGUAAUAUAGAGCGAGUGUAUGCUGAUUGUGUAUGUGUUUGUGCCGCAGAGUGCAAGAUGGUGAUCAGCGAGGGCUCGGACGUGGUGCUCACCGCCAGCUCGCACAAGCCGUUGCGCCGCAGCAAAUCCUGCCAACCAAAGGACGCGACGCUCAACUCCCACCGAGCCUGGUGUGCCCGCAGGAAGGACGAGCACCAGUGGCUGCAGUGGGACUUGGGGCCGCCGCACCUAGUGACCGGGGUGGUGACGCGCAGCCGCAGGGACACGGGGCGCAACCACUGGGUCAAGGCCUACACCCUCACUUACUCCAACGACUCCAAGGUCUGGUUCACCUACAAAGACGACAACCACCUCGAUACUAAGAUGAGCCAGAUAGAGCUUCCUGUGUUUGGAGGCAACCUGGACAAGCACACGGAGCGGCGCCACUACCUCAACUCCCCCUUCAAGGCCCGCUACGUCCGCCCGCACCCCCAGCGCUGGAGGAGGUCCAUCGCCCUGUGCGCCGCCCUCAUCGGCUGCCCACACAAAGGGGACUGCGGCGAGGGCUUCUUCCGCGUCCCGCCCGAUACCAGCUGCGGUGAAUGUGUCUGGCUUUAUCAGGACCAGCAGAUCCUGUACCGAGACUACGUGUUCGGCCUUGACCGCCUCACAGUCUUCGUCGAGAACCAGCGUCGCCUGGACACACUGUCGCCGCAGGACCACAAAAAGUGCGCCUCCAUUACAAGACUGAACAACGCUCUCUUCAGAGAGCGCGUGCACGUGGAGUGUCCUCAGCCCAUCAAGGGUCGUUUCCCGUACAUCAAGGCGAGCGGGGUUGCCAACAGGUGGCACCGCGUCUUCUCCAUGGUGCUGUGUGAGGUGAUGGCGUACUGACCCGCCUCGGCUGCUCACCACGCCCUCACCGACAUCAAACCCGCCUGCACUUCUUUCGCAGAUUAUGGUGAAAAGAAAAAUAUAAAUAACUAUUCACGUGACUGAGAAGCAAAUGGAAACGUUGCUUGCCACUCAGGAUAAUCAUGGAUAAUGCCUUUUGAAAUGGCAGAGCUAUUAUGCCCUCAAAAGGAAAUAGUGAUGGACAGACUCUCAUUUUGGGUGCCACGACGUUUUGUAUUCAGGGAUGAACAGUUUUGAGAUUGUAAAGUUAGUUUAUGUUUUAAAGAUGAACUGAAAUGGACAAAAUUCAUAGUGCAUUGUGGAAAGGGUGGAUCAUGACUUUGUGUCCGUGGAUAAGUGUUGCGUUGAUGGACGAGGUUCUCGGCGAUGAGGCCAGCGUGUGGUGGUGCAGUGGAAUGUUCAGUCAUCAUCUUCGACGGUUCUUCUCAUGUGGUGCGUCGUCAAACACCCCCGCACAGGAGACCGAUGGACGCGACCCACGAAUACUGCCCCGUGCAUGCACUGUGUGUACCUGUGAUAUGGUAGACAAGGAACACGAGUUAAGUACAUGACAUGCUUUACCUCCUUACUUAAGCUACAUUGUGUUUAGUGUUGUAGGUUUCAAAGUGAUGUUCGUUUAUGUGCGCUAAACAGAUGCGUUGGUGAGAUAUAAAUAUGAUGUUGGCAUGUCGGUUUCGGAAAGGUUUCUGCAUGGGAACUUUUAUACUUGAUCAGUCUUGUUUGAGUUAGUUCAUAAAAAAAGUGUUUCACAAAAUUAUAGGCCAUAUUUUGAUUCUCAUUGUUGUCAAGUGCCACUUUUGGCUCAAGGUAGCAUAUCCAGUCAGAAUUUGUCUGUUUAACGGUUGUCACAAUGAUGCUCAGCUCUUUGUACCUACCCUAAUUCCUUCGUUGGCUGACAAAUACAACCUGUAAUAUAUUUAACUAGGAUUUUGUUGCAUUAGGAGGAAUCUACGCGGUCAUCUUGAUAGUUUCGCCCCUAGGAACUACAGACGGACAGGCCGGC